UGAGGCUCUUCUGUCAUAAUUUCUUCUAUCAAAAGUUACCCAAAGUACGAAAAUGAGUCUUUUAUUAGAAACCGACCAUAUUCAUUUCGAGUUUUCGUUGGGGUCGGGGCAGAUUUUGGCCUCUGAAGCCGUGAAGUUGCUGACUUUGUGCAAGGAAAUCGCCUAUCUAAAGCCACCUAAAACUUCCCAUCAUCGCUAUGAAAACAAGCUGCAAAUUGAGGAGCAAGAUGGAGAAGAUGACCACAACGGCGAGUACUCCUUGGCGGAGGCCGAUGACCAUGGCCCUGAUGAGGUGAUGAAGGUGACCACACCUGCAACCGCUGGCGGACCACCAGAAAUUGCUGGAGGAGAGCUAACUAAGUCCAAGUCCAAUGCACUGAUCAUCGAAGUAAUCGAUUCGCCAGCCGAACGCUUCAGUGCAUCAUCUCCGAAUUAUGUUUGAUGUUUGAAUAAUUUGAUCCGCAAUUACCAAACUUAUCCUGCAAUCCAUCUAAAUUGAGGAUUACCCUAUUAAAAUCCCCUUAAUUCCUUGGAAUAAGGCAAUCUGACUUUUAA
Messenger RNA from Drosophila rhopaloa, 555 nucleotides. RefSeq lists its product as uncharacterized. Lineage: Eukaryota; Metazoa; Arthropoda; Insecta; Diptera; Drosophilidae. The transcript has 2 exons. The record is from RefSeq and is a predicted model, not a curated record. Bases 53 to 442 code for a protein of 129 amino acids.